AUGGCCACCACAACGGUCAAAGUUGAUGGCAUGACGUGCGGGGCCUGCACGUCUGCUGUCGAGGGCGCCUUUCAAGGGGUAGAUGGGGUAGGCGAUGUUUCCGUGAGUCUGAUGAUGGGCCGCGCUGCGAUUCAGCAUGAUCCGGCAAUACUUUCUCCGGCUCAGGUUGCGCGCUUGAUUGAGGACUGUGGAUUUGAUGCAACUAUUCUGUCGACAGAGGAAAAGAGCACGAGUGCCAGCGCCAGCAUACCGAACGGAAAUGCGACACAGUCAUCUACAACAACCCUUGCGAUUGAGGGCAUGACAUGCGGUGCGUGUACGUCUGCGGUCCAGAGCGGCUUGACUGGAGUCGAGGGUGUCAACUCGGUCGAUGUGUCGCUACUCGCAGAACGUGCAGUAGUCGAACACGAUGCAGAAAAGAUUACCCCAGAGCAAAUCGCGGAAAUCAUCGAGGACCGAGGCUUUGGGGCUCGAGUGGUCGAAACGAAGACGAAUGAUGGGGAUCAGCCAACGCUGACCGAUUUGAUUGAAACCAGACGUGGGCUCAUGGCUACCACGGUAUCUAUCGGAGGAAUGACUUGUGGUGCUUGUACAUCCAGUGUUCAAAGUGCAUUUUCUAACGUGGAGGGUGUUGUCCAAUUCAACAUAAGCCUGCUCGCCGAGCGAGCGGUAGUUGUGCAUGAUCCUACCAUCCUGGGCACGGAGAAAAUCAUCGCCCUGGUUGAAGAUGCUGGGUUUGACGCGUCGAUCGUGUCCUCUGAAUCGCAGGAGCCGCUUCCACGAAACACUCAGCAGCUGCAUAUGCAUCUUCAUGGGUUACGAGAUGCCCAGUCCGCUGUUGCCUUGGAAGAAGCUCUACUGCAACGACCGGGUGUCAAGUCAGCCUCGGUUAGUCAAUCCGAAUCCUUGCUAUCAGUCACUUUAGACACGUCUAUGACCGGCAUCCGAUCUGUGUUCGAGUUCAUUGAGGAAGCCGGCUACAACGCACUACUCGCCGAUAUGGACGAUACAAAUGCUCAGCUCGAGUCGUUGGCAAAAACGAAGGAAAUCCAGGAAUGGCGUCGCGCUUUCCUGACAUCUUCUUCUUUCGCCGUUCCGGUCUCCGUCAUCAACAUGCUCUUGCCCAUGUACAUGCCCAGCAUUGACUUUGGCGCUUUUGAACUUUGCCAAGGCCUUUACCUCGGGGAUCUGUUAUGCCUGGGGUUGACUGUUCCUGUACAAUUCGGCAUCGGUCGACGAUUUUACAUCACUAGCUACAAGUCCCUCAAGCACAAGUCUCCGACGAUGGACGUUCUGGUGAUGCUUGGCACGUCCGCCGCUUUUUUCUAUAGCUGUUUCACCAUGCUUGUGGCCAUUUUCAGUGAACCUCAUAGACGACCCAGCACCGUAUUCGAUACAUGUACUAUGCUUAUUUCGUUUAUUACGUUAGGGCGCUGGCUGGAGAACCGGGCCAAAGGUCAAACUUCUGCUGCUCUCUCUCGUCUUAUGUCAUUGGCUCCGUCCAUGACUACCAUCUACGAAGAUCCAAUUGCGGCACAGAAGCUCGCAGAUGGCUGGACCGCCAAAUCUGGGUCAAGCGAUUCCCAGCCAGCUUUGCCCGAAGAUACGACUGUGAACCAGAAGAUGAUCCCAACCGAGUUAAUCCAAGUUGGAGACAUUGUCGUUCUCCGGCCUGGAGAUAAAGUCUCUGCGGACGGAAUCGUCAUUCAGGGCGAAAGUUACAUGGAUGAGAGCAUGAUCACGGGAGAGGCCCUGCCAAUUCAUAAAAAGAAAGGUAGCCAUGUCAUCGCGGGCACCGUCAACGGCACAAGCGCGCUUGAUUUCAAAGUGACCCGGGCAGGCAAGGAUACCCAACUCAGCCAAAUUGUAAAGUUGGUACAGGACGCACAGACUAGUCGCGCGCCCAUACAGCGCAUGGCAGAUAUCGUUGCUGGUUAUUUUGUCCCGGCGAUUAUCGCCUUGGGGCUGGUCACCUUUUUCGGCUGGAUGUUUCUUAGCCAUGUGCUUCCCCGCCCACCUCAGAUCUUCACGUCAGAUGACUCUGGUGGCAAGAUCAUGGUUUGUCUCAAGCUUUGCAUUUCCGUCAUUGUGUUUGCAUGUCCCUGCGCCCUUGGUCUCAGUACCCCUACGGCGGUCAUGGUCGGCACAGGUAUAGGGGCAGAGAACGGCAUCUUGGUAAAGGGCGGACCAGUGCUCGAGGCUGCUACGAAGGUCAACCACAUCGUCUUUGACAAGACAGGUACGUUGACCACCGGGAAGAUGAGCGUGGCUCAGGCCCAGAUUGAGCCUCAGUGGACAGCCAACGACUGGCGGCGUCAGCUGUGGUGGCUUAUUGUUGGCCUUGCCGAGAUGGGCAGUGAGCACCCCAUUGGUCGAGCCAUCUUGGCUGAAGCGAAGACUCAGUCAGGGCAUCCCGAAGAUGGUGGCCUGCCCGGUAGCGUCGGCGACUUUGAUGCUUGUGUCGGCCUGGGAAUUUCCGCUGUCGUUGAACCUACCUCCAGUGCCGAACGCGUCCGCUACAACGUCCUUCUCGGAAAUGUCCCUUUCCUGCGGUCCAGAAAUGUGCUUGUCCCCGCAUCGGCCAAUCCUGAACCUUUGGAGACUGCAGAGGACCCCGACGGUGACGAUUCUGAAAGCCUUGCCAAGCCUAACAGCGGCUCCGGAAUGACACGCAUUCAUGUUGCUAUCGACAGCCAGUAUGCCGGCGCGCUUUCCCUCCUGGACAGCGUCAAGGACUCAUCAAAAGCAGCAGUCGCAGCUUUACACCGCAUGGGUCUCGCAACUUCCAUGGUGACGGGCGAUACAUUGUCCACGGCGAUGUCAAUUGCAUCUGCCGUCGGCAUCCCCACAUCCGCGAUCUACGCGUCUGCGUCGCCAUCGGACAAACGGGAAAUUGUUGCAAACCUCCAAGCCAAGGGAGAGAGAGUUGCCAUGGUCGGUGACGGAAUCAAUGAUUCGCCCGCGCUGGCCACUGCAAUGGUUGGAAUCGCACUAGCCUCUGGCACCGACGUGGCCAUGGAAGCAGCAGACAUCGUUCUGAUGCGCCCAGAUGACCUCCUCAGCGUCCCAGCGAGUCUUUCCCUCUCUCGCACUGUCUUCACCCGCAUCAAGUUGAACCUCUUGUGGGCCUGCGUGUACAAUGUGAUCGGCCUGCCCUUUGCGAUGGGCAUCUUCUUGCCUUUGGGCGUCAUGUUACCUCCCGCGGCGGCUGGAGCCGCCAUGGCUCUGUCGGGUGUCUCGGUCGUUUUCAGCAGCCUCCUUUUGAAACUGUGGCAUCGCCCCUCGUGGAUGACUGUCGAAAGUCUUGAAAAGGAGAUCAGCUCCGGUGCAUUUUCUUACGGCAUUCGCACCCGCCAUGCUUACAAGAAUAGUUUGUGGGGACCUAUCAAACCUCCUUCACCUUAUGACCCUGCAUAUCUCCUGCGUUCGGUCACACACGGCGCUUCUACUCUGUGGUCGUCGAUCACUGGUAAAAAGACUGCUGCUGUCCGUGAGGACGAGGGGUACAUUCCUCUGCGGGCCAUCGAAUCAUCUGUCUGA
This is a messenger RNA of Penicillium chermesinum, 3540 nucleotides long. RefSeq names its product Cu(2+)-transporting P-type ATPase CCC2 (gene ctpA). The coding region runs from base 1 to 3540 and encodes 1179 amino acids. Gene Ontology annotation, molecular function: ATP binding; ATP hydrolysis activity; P-type divalent copper transporter activity. Gene Ontology annotation, cellular component: membrane. The record is from RefSeq and is a predicted model, not a curated record. The transcript has a single exon. NCBI's taxonomy places the organism in Eukaryota, Fungi, Ascomycota, Eurotiomycetes, Eurotiales, Aspergillaceae. Gene Ontology annotation, biological process: monoatomic cation transport; copper ion homeostasis.